Messenger RNA from Myzus persicae (green peach aphid), 4535 nucleotides. RefSeq lists its product as uncharacterized. The transcript is spliced from 8 exons. NCBI's taxonomy places the organism in Eukaryota, Metazoa, Arthropoda, Insecta, Hemiptera, Aphididae. The record is from RefSeq and is a predicted model, not a curated record. The coding region runs from base 258 to 4469 and encodes 1403 amino acids.
AAUUGGUUGGCAACCAGGACCCAGCCUGCUCCCAAGGCCGCAACCACCACCACCGCCUGAAUAUUACAUGCAGUAAACUGCAGACCUCAGACCAUAGCACUAGCGGGUUAGCAGCCCACCACUGGCUCGAAUAUUGUUCUACUCGCGCGACGCGCCGUUUUCGUCUGUUCCGUCCGGAUCCGGUUGCCGCCGCUCAGUCGUCACUCGUCGUCCGUACGGGUGGAACGGUGGUUGAUUGUCGUUGCGUCGUCCCUGUUAUGUCAGGGGAUGUUUUGGAAGUUUUCGAAGCCUGUCUAAUGAAGCCGUUUAAAUACCCAAGACUUGUGUUUAAAGGGCACCUGUACCAUUUCCACAAGCCAUGCUCUCGUCACCUCCGAUGGAAAUGCAACCGUGUGUAUGCAUUGAAGUGCCCGGCCGUGCUAAGGACGAGCAUGAAUAUGCUAAAUCUAGAGUAUAUUGCCGUCGAUCACGAUCACAAUCACGAAAUAGACGAAGCAGCAAUUACUAAUUUAAGAAUGAAAUUACAGAUGCUCAGAGCAUCUUCCUUCUUUCGGAAUAAUUCCAUGUUCAAAGGCAGGAAUCCUUGUCCUAAGAUUAUACAUCUUAAAGAAGGUAUAUCUAAGAAUAAUACCAAGCUUAAACCGAAGAAUGGUUAUGCUAACAUUAAUAUUGAUGAAGAGGAUAUACCUGAGAAUAUUAAAAAUAAUAAACUAGCUAGAUUUUGUGCUUCUAUUAAUCAAAUAUUUAAUGUUGAUCCACUUGAUUAUGACUAUGAAGAUAAUUACACAGAUGGACUUGAAAAAAUAAUCAAAAAUAAAAACUUAAAUGAUAUAAGUUUCGAUUUUGAAAAUCCAAGCAUUAGAAUUACAAGAAAUACAAGAAAACAAAAACAAAUUGAAUCUAAUAAUUUAAAAAAUGACACAACGAAGAAUAAUAUAAGGUGUUCUUCUUUCAAGAUCAAAACUUUUAACCAGGUGCAUGAUGAAAUGUUGCCAAAAGAACAAAACUUGAUUGUCAGUAAGAAGGAAAAAAAUGAUGGACAAGUGAAUGAAAGUUCUUUGCUUCCAAAUACAGAUAAAGAAAAAAAUACUUCUGCUAUUAACACAAAUCAAAAAAUAAAUAAUAAGACUAUUAAUACUCGCAAAACAAAAAAUUCUUUGAUUAGUGAUAUAAUUUUAGAUAAGAUUACUUUAACUAGUAAUACACAUGAAAAAAUAAAUACCUUAACUACUAAUACUUAUAUUCCCAAAGAAAAAAUUGCACUGAUUAGUAAUAUAAAUAAUGAUAAAAAUACAUUAACUAGUAAUACACACGGAGAUGAAAAUACUUUGACGAGUAAUACACACAAAGACAUUAAUAUAUUAACUACUAAUACUUGUACACCUAAAGAAAAAAAAUCAUCAAUUAGCAAUAUAAAGAAGGAUAAAAAUAAGUUGAUUAGUAAUAUAAACAAUUAUAGUAAUACUGUAACAAGUAAUUCACACGAAGAAAUAAAUACAUCAACUACUUAUACUCAUACACCCAAAGAAAAAAUUGCAUUGAUUAGCAAUAUAAAUAAAGAUAAAAAUACAUUAAGUAGUAAUACACACGGAGAUGAAAAUACUUUGACUAGUAAUACACACAAAGACAUAAAUACUUUAACUAAUAAUACUCAUACACCUAAAGAAAAAAAAUCAUCAAUUAGCAAUAUAAAGAAAGAUAAAAGUAAUUUGAUUAGGAAUAUAAACAAUUAUAGGAAUACUGUAACUAGUAAUUCACAUGAAGAAAUAAAUGCAUCAACUACUAAUACUCAUACUCCGAGAGGAAAAAUUUCAUUGAUUAGCAAUAUAAAUAAAGAUAAAAAUACAUUAAGUAGUAAUACACAUGAAGAAAAAAAUACUUUGACUACUAAGACUACCAAAAAAAAAGAUUCUUUGAUUAGAGCUUUAAAAAAAAAAAAUUCAUUUGGUAAUAACAUUCGCAAAAAUAAAAUUACUUCAAUAAGUAAUAUAAGCAAAAAUAAAUCUGUUACGUCUAGAAAAAGUUAUAAAAUAAAAAAUAUUCUAACUACCAAUAAACAAACAACUAAAAGGACUUUGGUUACAAAUACACAUAAAAAAAUAAAUAUUAGGACUACUAAUAAACAAAAAACAAAGAGCUCUUUAAUCAUAAAUACUCGCAGAAAAAAAAUGUAUUCUAAAUUAAAAAAGAAAACUCUGAAACCUACAAAUCAAAAUUCGCUUGAAAUGAAAAGUACAUCUAUAAUUUUAGCACCUACAAUUAAAACAACAUCUUCAAUUUUAACAUCUACAAUUAAAAUUAAACCUCCAAUUAGAAGUUGUAUGAACAACGCUAUUAAUUAUGAGGAUGAUAUUAGUAUUAAUAGUGACAGCGAUAGCUAUUACGAUAAUGAAGAACCUAAUCAUAAUAUAACCAAUGAUGUUAAUUUGGUGCAUGAUGAUAUGAUAUCGAUUUAUUGUAAAGAAAAUUGGCCAACAAUUUUAAACAACUUGAGUGAUCCUUUGACAGGAAUUGAGGUGUACAGAAGUAUUUUAUUUAACAAAGCAUGUAUUCUGUUACAAAAUCAAUGCACUAAAACUAAAUUAGAAAUUUUGAAAUUAAAAGGCCGUAACCUCCAAUGGCAAUUAAAAUUUGAAUGUUUGGAAUUUCAAAUAAAAACAUUAGUAGAAAGUACAAGAAGUGACAGAAAUACAAGACACAUCAGUAUUCAAAAUCAAAAUCAAAAGGAUGCAGCAUUAUGUAGAAGUAUUGGAGUUGGAAAGAAAGAGACCACCAAUGCAGGUAGAAAGAAAAAAGUUUGUACAGAUUUAAAAAACGAUAUUACACCAGAUAACUUUAAAACUUUGAAAUCAUACCAACAAUCUUUGAACAGUGAAGACGGAAAUCUAACUGAAUGUGAGACAGAUAUUAAUACAACUAAAUCCAAAGAAAUCAAAACAAAUUUAUCUUCUACACAAGUGAUGGUUGAUUUGAUAAAAGAUAUUCCACCAAGUACAACUGCUUCAAUAUUAAUCCCGGAAUCUUCAGAAAGUAAAAAAAGAAGUGUAUCCGAAUGUGAUACAUAUAUUACAAGAUCAAAAACUAAGAUAAUAAAAACUAAUCAUUCUUCUAUUCCAAAUUUUGAUAAUUUGAAUGUACAUAUUCCACCAGAGACAACAAUUUCAAUAAUAAGCCCUGAAUCUAUUUACACUGAACAAGACAAUUUAACUCAGUCUGACUCUGGUAUUGAGAUAACUAAAUCCAAAGUUAUUGAGACUAAUGAACAGUCUACUUUAGAGUCCUCAAAUAUAUGUCCAGAUUUUGCAAUUUUGACUCAAUAUGGUACAGAAAUUGAAUUCUCUGAAAUAACUGAGUCCAAUAUGAUUGAUUGUUAUGAACCUGCCACUUCAGCUUCCAUUGAUAGAACUGUAAACAAUCCACCAGUUAUAACAACUUCAGGGUUAAGCUCGUAUUUGUUCAGUAAUCAAAAAACAAUUUCAACACAAUAUAACACAGAUAUUAGGAAAACUAGAUCUAAAACAAUGGAGUCUAGUCCUGCGUACAUCGAUUUAACUGUAGACAGUCCACCAGAUAUGAUCUCUUCAAGUGUAAACCCAAAUAUGUUAAAUGGUCAAUCAAGUUCGACUCUACACAACACACAAAUUGAGUGUUAUGAACCUUCUACUUCAACAUCCAUUGAUUUAACUGUAAACGAUCUACCAAUUAUGAUGAAUUCAAUGUUAAAAAAUAAAACAAAUAUAUUUACUCAAUGUAACAAAGAUAUUGAGAUAACUUCACUUACUUCAAUGUCCACUGAUUUAAGAAGUAAUAAUCCAACAUUUUCGAGUUCAUCUGUGAAGGCAACAACUCCAUUGAACAGUAAUGAUGAUCUUUGCAUGGAUGGUGAAUCAAAGGUUAAAAAACGUACUACCUUUGAUGUAUUUGUAGUUGGGAAAGAUGCACAACUUUCGACAGUAGAUGCAAAAAGAAUAAAACGCAUAGAUUGGAAGUGCCCUCAAGCCCUGUUUGUUUCUUCUAACCAAAUUCCCGUGGAGUUAUCACAUCAAAAUGCUAUUCUUCCAGUUGCCUUAAAAAGAAUAAAUGAGAAUCCCCCGUCACAAUAUCCAUUAUUGAAUAUGCUGCUUACUAAACCAAAUAAUACAGUCAUAAAACCAGCAGAAAUAAAUACAACACCCUUCAAUAAUCAAAUGAAUACACCAUUUCCACCAAAAAAUACAAUUAUAAAACAGGACAAAAGAACUUUUAUAUUAAAUAUCCCCGUCAAUUCUGUCAAUAAUCGAAUGAAAGCACCAUUACCUGAUGUUGUUUACGAAAGCACUCAAAUAACAAAUAAAAUCAAUUACCAGGAGACAAUUCAUUCAAAUUAUUCAUAUAACCUACGUAAAGCAGCUCACAAGAUGAAACCUGUACCCAUAGCUAUUCCAUUACCACCUUCAGAAAUAAUUUAUGGUUAUUCGGAUGAGAUAUAAAUUAUUUGUCUUUAAUAUAUGUAUUUAAAAUAUUAUAGGUGUACAAAUAAACUUUUUAAACAUUGA